AUGUUUGUACAACAGGAACAGUUUUACUCACAAGAUCUCGAAUCAUAUGCAACAGAUCAGAAUAUCAUGUUACCCCCUCUCUAUACUAAACUUCGCGCAAAGCCUCAUAGCGAACCAGGAAUUGAUUUGAGAAUAAAAUUACCGAACUUAGAGACAUUGGUUAUGCAUACAUGCAUGACAGACUCAGGCAAUGAUAUAAGAGAAUAUAUAAAAGCAAAUAGUGACGUCGAUAUGGAUAAAUACCUUCUCGCUUGUCCAACAGGAAUGUUACAGGAUAGUGAUUUAAUUAACAGAAUCAAUCUCAGAGAUAAAACCGUUAUCGUUCUAAUUCCUGCCCCCGAAAAAAAGCCAGCCAUUGCUGCAAAUUCAUCAAUGCGAAACUUUCCAGUUAAAUUUAACGGACCCAAUCCACUUGCGAAGCAACAUGUAUUCCAACAGUUGCCAAAAGCUAGAUCUCGUACAAGAUCCCUUAUUGGAACGUUUAUAUAA
This is a messenger RNA of Trichomonas vaginalis G3, 489 nucleotides long. Its product is annotated as ubiquitin-like family. The record is from RefSeq and is a predicted model, not a curated record. The transcript has a single exon. The coding region runs from base 1 to 489 and encodes 162 amino acids. Lineage: Eukaryota; Parabasalia; Trichomonadida; Trichomonadidae.